Onychostoma macrolepis is the source of this 2117-nucleotide messenger RNA. RefSeq lists its product as uncharacterized. Lineage: Eukaryota; Metazoa; Chordata; Actinopteri; Cypriniformes; Cyprinidae. The transcript has 5 exons. The coding region runs from base 387 to 1214 and encodes 275 amino acids. The record is from RefSeq and is a predicted model, not a curated record.
AGUUCACAUUGUUAACAGCUUGUACUCUACACAACUUUACUGCAAGGUUUCAGAUUCAACUAUUAAAAUAUUUCAGAUCACUGAACUGAUGAUGAAAAGGUUUCACACAUUGGCUUUUUGCUGUUUGUCCUGUUGCCAUCUGGUUGGUGUGUUUGCUGAUCCAGAUGCAGUGAAGCCAGUGUCAGUGAGAUUCUGUCACUUUAGAAUCUGGUGUUACUGAAAUACAGAAAGAAGAUCGAAUUGUGUGGAGAUUUGGACAUGCAGAGACUCUUACAUUAAUAGCUUAUAUUAAUAAAGAGUAUGAAAUCUUCAACACAUCUCAUGGUGAUGCUGUGGGAUUCAGAGACAGACUGAAGCUGGAUCAUCAGACUGGAUCUCUGAUCAUCAUGAACACCAGAACCACAGACUCUGGACUUUAUCAAAUAACCAUAAAAGCUACAAAAGAGACCACAAACAGAUUCAAUGUUACUGUCUAUGGUGUGUUUGCUGACGCAGAUGCAGUGGAGUCAGUGUCAGUGCUGGAGGGAGAUUCAGUCGCUCUAAACUCUGGUUUUACUGAAAUGAUGGAUUAUGAUCUGAUUCUGUGGAGGUUUGGAGCUGAAAACACUUUAAUAGCUCAAAUCAGUGUACAAGCAGACAGCAUGACUGUAUAUAAUGAUGUUCUUGAUGGGAGAUUCAGAGACAGACUGAAGCUGGACGAUCAAACUGGAUCUCUGACCAUCACAAACAUUAGAACUGAACACACUGGACUCUAUGAACUACUGACCAACAGUGUGAGCAAGAGCUUCAGUCUCACUGUCUAUGCUCGUCUGUCUGUUCCUGUCAUCAGCAGAGACUGUUCUUCAUCAUCAUCAUCAUAUUGUUCAUUGUUGUGUUCAGUGGUGAAUGUGAGUCAUGUGACUCUCUCCUGGUACAAAGGAAACAGUUUAUUGUCCAGCAUCAGUGUGUCUGAUCUCAGCAUCAGUCUCUCUCUACCUCUGGAGGUGGAAUAUCAGGAUAACAACACCUACAGCUGUGUGCUCAACAAUCCCUUCAGCAACCAGACGAGACACCUGGACAUCAGUCAACUCUGUCACACAUGUGCAGAAGUUCACAUCCAUGGCUGUGAUACAGUUGAAGCUGUGAUCCGAUUGGUCGUCACUGCUCUGAUGGGCGUGGCUGCUGCAGCUGCUGCUGUUCUUCUGGUCAAUGACAUCAGAUCUACAAGAGCUUAAAAGAAAACAGAACAAAUAUCAUAGAUAUUCAGACAUAUAUUUGAGUUUUAAUGGUAUAGAUGAAAGUAUGUGUGGUCUAAUUGUUUUUUUGUUUUGUUUUGUUUUGAUGGCAAACCAAAGCUUUGCUCACCAUCUGGUGGCCAAAACAAUUAAUAUUCUUUAAUAUUUCAUUUAUUUUUUUAUUUUUUUAUGCCACCCAUUUGACAAUUCUUUACAUACUGAAAAAGAUGAAAGAUCUAUGAAUCUAUGAAUUACAUACUGAAAAGAUGAAAGAUCUAUGAAUCAUGCCUAUAUUUUAAUAGAAGGGGUGUCACAAUAAGAAUUAUCUAUGAAUUCAAAAUCAGAUUGAAUGAUGGUUCAAUAAAAACAGCAUUAAACAGUAUAUUUAAAAACACACAGGCAGUAUAAAUGGCAAUAUUUUAAAUAACUGAAUUUUAAAGAUUUUGGAAAGGUUAUUAGAAUUUUAAAGAUUUUUGGAAAGGAAAUAUUUUGAAAUACAUAUUAAUAGAAAACUGGGUUGUAUGAUAGAAAUGUAUGUAUGAUGUGCUUUAUGUAAUAUUAUUUUUCUCUCUUUCUGAUAGCUAUAAUGUAAAUAAUGUGAUUAUUCGAAACACAAAUGUAGAAAUAUUUGUGUAUAUUUUCACCAUAAAAUUGAAACUAUCACCUAACCAACUGAUAUCUAUGAACCAUAUAUAAGCCUAUAUUUUUAGUUUCAAGCUUGUAUAACAAUACAAUAUAAAUUAAAACGGAAUGUUUCUACUUACUUUGUCUGUAUCUGAUGGUUAUAAUGAGUGAAAAUCUUUGAAAUGUACUAGUACACUGUAAAAAAUAUAAUAAAAUAAUAAUAAUUGCACAGUUUUAUGAUGAGUAUAUGAAAACAAGUGAGCAAAUUCAGACAGACAA